AUGGCUUUUUGUCGAUCAUCAGAUCGACAACGCCUGUCGGUCGCAUUGGAUGCUGGUUAUGUCUCGAUAACAUCCGUGCCGGUUGAACAAUUGACGAAAACGUUUGGUUUACACGGGAGAAGACUAACCUGUGUUGUCGGUGCAAUACUGACUUUAUUUUUAAUUAGUUUUAUCAAUUUUACGUGUCUUCUAUGGUUUUUGUAUAAACUCGAUUGGUCAUUGUUCGAUAGUAGUCGCUCGAAAACUGUUCAGUAUAAUCAACUUCAUGAUCAGAUAACUUUCUUCAAACAAGUAACUUGCAAAGAUCUCGUUUAUACCAAUCGGUCAGAUCAUUCAACUUCGAUAGAUAUUUCUUCAGAUAAACACAUUGAUAUAUCAGGUGAUCAGAAUUCCAUAUUGCUUGACGAAGAUCAGAUCUUAUUCAAUACUGAUAAUUUCCAUUUUAACAAUCAAUCACUAAUUGAUUUUGCAAAUCUUCAAUCUUAUGAAUUCGAUUCCGAAAUUUCAACUCGUGUGCAUUUAAAACGACUGAAAUGUGAAUACAUACACGACAAGCAUAUGAAUGUGUCCGCGACAAAUCAGUUGACAGUAUCUAAUGUUAAACAUGCUCAUAUCGUUAGCGAUAUGAUUGUCCUAGAAGCCAAUCGAUACAAUCGUCAUUCGAUUCUUCGUUUUAAGAAUAUGAACGCGAAGUACGCUUCUCGCCAACAAAAAGCUUCAACUGGGAAUCUACGCUUUCGAAGUGAUGUGAUCUACUUCGAUUUACCACGAAUGCCUUUUCUGAGUGUAAAUUAUCGGAGUGAAUCGGGCAUUUACCGACUUUGUAUUUGUAAUACAACACAUCUAUUUUUACGUAGUUUUGCUCACCAACCAUGUCCACGUUGUUAG
This is a messenger RNA of Adineta ricciae, 888 nucleotides long. The record is from the annotation of a GenBank genome assembly. Lineage: Eukaryota; Metazoa; Rotifera; Eurotatoria; Adinetida; Adinetidae.